Messenger RNA from Lactuca sativa (garden lettuce), 3278 nucleotides. RefSeq names its product Tetratricopeptide repeat (TPR)-like superfamily protein. NCBI's taxonomy places the organism in Eukaryota, Viridiplantae, Streptophyta, Magnoliopsida, Asterales, Asteraceae. Gene Ontology annotation, molecular function: protein binding. The record is from RefSeq and is a predicted model, not a curated record.
AAGCACCAAAGAGGCUGGCUGCUACAUCGGCUUAAACAGUCUUGGUUGGCUUCCUCCGCCCAAACCCUACACCAGGGUUUUGCGGUUUAUCACCCCAAAUAGUAAACCCGCUACUGAGAUCUCGUGGCCCUUUCUCAUACGCACCAAAACUCAUGGCACCAUCGCCACCACAACCCCCUUCUUCAACAACAUCGCCAAAAUGAAGCUUUUCCAUAACAAAUUCAUCGACAAAAACCUUCUUCCAAUCACAUCUGCCUCUUAAUGGAUUUAAAGAGGCUCAGAAUCUCCAAAUUCUCACCCUUAAAGAGGAACCCCUUUCAAUCAGCCUCUACCCAGCAUAACCAUUCAAAGCCAUCGCCCAAAAAAACCCCAUUGCAGCUUGAGAAUCAGGAUUUGAUCAAACGGGUAACUUCAAUUCUAUCAAACCCAUCUUUAGAUUCGUCUAAAUGUAAAGAUAUAGUCACACAUUUGUCUCCACAGCAGUUCGAUUGUGUUUUCUGCGAUAUUAGGUAUUCUGUGAAACCACGAACCGCAUUGAAUUUCUUUUACUUUGCUUCCAGGUCUUGCGGAUUUAAAUUCAGUAUUAAGUCGUAUUGUUUGUUGAUUCAUUUGCUUGUUGGUUCAAAACUGGAAUCCCCAGCUAGAUUACUUUUGAUUCAAUUGAUCGACGAUAAACUCCCUGUGUUGCUUCAUGAUCCCAAAACCAAACACAUCGAAAUUGCCACUUUAUUUAUGGAAUUCCAUUUCACAUCAGACGCCCUCCCCCUUCCAACAUUUGAUUUGUUGAUUCAUGUUUAUUGUACCCAAUUCAAAGCUUUUGGCCUCCUUCCUGCUUCAGAUAUAGUCCAGUUAAUAGCUGAAAAGCACUUGUUUCCAUCAUUAAACACUUGUAAUUUUCUCUUGACUUCUCUCGUGAAGUCAAACCUCCUUCAAAAAGCCCAUGAGAUCUUCAACAUUUUACGUAGAGGUGUUCAACCAGAUGUCUAUCUCUUUACAACAGCCAUUAACGCCCUUUGUAAAGACCACAAAAUCAAAGAAGCCAUGGCCAUAUUCUCACAAAUGGAGGAAAUUGGUGUUUCCCCAAAUGUUGUAACUUACAAUAACAUCAUUCAUGGUCUUUGCAAGAAUCAGAACUUACAAGAAGCUUUUCACCUCAAAGAAAAGAUGAUCAAGAAAGGUGUAACUCCUAGUCUUAAUACAUAUAGUGUUCUUCUCAACGGGUUAUUGAAAGCUCAAAACUACAAUGAAGCUCAGAGUGUUUUAACUGAAAUGACCUCCAAUGGUUUUCUCCCAAAUGAGGUUGUUUAUAAUACUUUGAUAGAUGGAUACUGUACACAAGGUGACAUGAAGAAAGCAAUUGAAAUUAGAAAUGACAUGUCAUCAAAGGGAUUGAAUCCAAAUUCUGUCACUUUCAAUACUCUCAUCAAGGGAUUUUGCAAUAGUAAUCAAUUUGAAGAAGCUGAAAAGCUUGUGGAGGAAAUGCUAUCGAUUAGUUUAACAAUAAACGCGGGUUCUUUUACUUCGAUUAUUCAUUGGCUUUGUAAGCUUUCAAAAAUGGAUUCUGCUCUUCGAUAUGUUCAUGAAAUGUUGUUAAGAGAUUUAAAGCCAAAUGAUAAGUUGUUGACUAUGAUAAUUACUGGUCUUUGUAAUCAAGGUAAACAUUCAGAAGCAGUUAAUCUUUGGUUUAAACUACUUGAAAAAUGUUUUUUUCCAAAUAUAAUAACAUCAAAUGCCCUUAUUCAUGGUCUUUGUGAAUCUUCAAAUGCAAAAGAGGUUAUAAAGAUUCUUAAAGAGAUGUUACAAAAAGGGUUACAUUUUGAUAGAUCUACAUACAACAUUUUGAUCUCAUGGCAUUGCAAAGAGGGGAGAUUCGAUGAAGGUUUUCAAUUGAGUGAAGAGAUGGGUAAAAAAGGAAUUUCACCGGAUAUUUCGACUUUCACUUCGUUGAUAAACGGGUUGUGUCAAAAGGGUAAGAUGGAUGAAGCUUUGAUGCUUUUUGAGAAGUGUAAAACUAAAGAUUUGACUCCUGAUGUUUCUACAUAUGGAGUUAUCAUCGAAGGGUUUUGUAAAUGUGAUCAAGUCGAAAAGGGAAAAGAUCUUUUUAACAAGAUAGUCAACGAGAAAAUGGAAGUCAACUCUUUUAUCUAUAAUUCUCUUAUUAGAGGAUACACAAGAAUGGGUGAUAUGAAAGAGGCGAUUAGGGUUUGUAAUGAGAUGAAAAGUAAAGGAAUUCAACCGACUUCUGAAACUUAUUCUUCUUUAAUCGAUGGACACUGCAAAAUCGGAUGUGUUGAAGAUGCAAAGCUUAUGAUUGAUGAAAUGAGGGAAUUUGGUUUAUCACCAAAUGUUGUGUGUUAUACUGCUUUAAUCAAUGGGUAUUGUAAGAUUGGGGAGAUGGAUAAAGUGGAAGCAAUUUUGGGGGAAAUGUGUUCAUAUGGGAUAAACGCUAAUAAAAUCACGUAUACAGUUAUGAUGGAUGGGUAUUGCAGACUUGGUGAAACAGAUGAAGCUGUGAAGCUUCUUGGAGAGAUGAAAGAAAAGGGAAUUGUUCCUGAUGUUGUUACGUAUAAUACACUGGCGAAGGGGUAUUCAAAGGAAGGGAGGAUUGAAGAUGCCCUCCAACUGUUUGAUGAAAUGUCUCAAAGAGGUGUAGAUUUAGAUCAAAUAACUUACACUACUUUAAUUCAUGGGUGGAACCAGAAAUCAACCAAAAAUCAAGAAUGAUAAAAUGGUUAUUUCCUUUAUAGCUGCAGUGUAAGAUCUUGAGAUUACUCCAAAGAACAAACAAGGGAUGCUGCAAAGUCUAUCUCAAGAAGAUUGAGCUUCCAAAUGAUUAUCAUAUCAGGAGACAUGAUAGUGAUUGGUUAAUGCCAAUACUAUUGCUUUUUCAGGCUUGUGGAAUUUGGAGAGAGGAUUAAAUUUCAUGGAUGGAGGUGUUUCUGUUUGCCUUGAAGAAUCAGAAACCAUCUCACUCGCAUACUUGCUGGAUUGGAAUUGACUUUGCUUCCUUCUGUACAUUCAACCUAGUUUGUGCAUAAAUAUAGAUUUAUUUAGACAAAAUUGCAAAAUUGGUCGCAUUUUUUUUUUUUGGAUUUUGGUCCAACCCCGAUUUUUUUUUGGAUUGGUGGUUCUUUUGAGCUAGUUUGGUUGCGUAUUUGGUCCCUCCGAAUAUUGAAAUGGCUGCAAUACCCUUGGUGUAUUUAUUUUUCAUUUUUUUUUUCUUAACAAUCUAAUACCUAUUUAUUUAUUUUAAUAAUCAAAAAAUGAAAAAGGGUCUC